GGUUUCAGUUAUUGUACUCUGCUUGAAACGGCUGGUUGUUGCUGCUUCUGUCUGUUGCUUCCAUUGUGGAAACUAUUUUCAAAAAGAAAAAGAAAAAACAAUCCUAAUCUAAACAACAACAAGAGUCUGAUUUUGGAUGGAUGUAAAGAUGAAAACAGAAACCAAACAAGCGCCGCAGGUUGUGUGGGAUGAAGAGAACACAGUGAAACUGAUCAAGGCGUAUGAGGCACAGAAUGUGCUAUGGAAUCCAGAAAAUCGCGGCUUCAUGCAUCGCAAUGCCAGAUACGAUGCAUGGAAGGCGAUGGCGAACGUGAUGCAAACGAGCGUGGAGGAUGUUAAGAGAAAAAUGAAUUCCUUAAUUGCCGUUUUUAGAUCGCAGUAUCGCAAGGGUGUUGCCAAUCCCCGUUGGUGGGCCAGUCACAUGUCCUUUCUGCUCAAUCCAGGCAAGGCCGACAAAAAAGACUGCCAGCCAAAGUUGGACUUAAAAUCCAGCACUUGCGACAAUUCCGAAAAUAGCGAUAAUUCGCUAUCGAACGAUCUCGACGGCAGCGAUAGAGAGUUCAUUCUGACCGAGCCAAACAAACGACCCUACCAAUCGGCAUUCCAAGAGUUUUGCGCCGAAUUCGAGCCACCGAAACGUCUGAUCAUCGUCGAGGAGGGCGCCCGCAUCGGCCAUGCGAUCCAACUGAACACGAAUCCGCCAACGAAUUUGAAUUCGCAAGCGAAUCUGAAUCCGCCAUCGAAUUUGAAUUCGCAAGCGAAUCUGAAUUCGCAAGCGAAUCUGAAUCCGCCAUCGAAUUUGAAUUCGCAAGCGUAUCUGAAUCCGCCAUCGAAUUUGAAUCCGCAUAACGAUGAUCGACAGCCGUGCGGCGCCGAGAGCCCAACGCGGCCCGAUCCCAAUUCGGAUGACGAUGAUAUCAAGUUAUAUGCCAAGUAUCUGGAGUGUAAGCUGAAGAAGUAUUCGUUGCAUACGCGCAAUGCGAUUCAGUUCGAGUUCAAUCGCAUUCUCUACGAGGCCGAUUUGGGUCUGCACGAUAAGACAAACGCCUCCAGCCACGCCCCCAACAACACCAACAACAUUAGCUUUUCAUAAGUGAGGCUCGAAUUUGUGAUUUUGUCGAGAGUUUUCCGCUCUUUUUUUCGUUUGGUAUUUUAAACAAUUUAAUUGAAUGUUAGCAUAUAUAUUCUAUGACUUGCAGAUCGGCAAAUAUAUUAACUAUAUAAACUUACCGAAACACAGA
Messenger RNA from Drosophila virilis, 1241 nucleotides. RefSeq lists its product as uncharacterized. NCBI's taxonomy places the organism in Eukaryota, Metazoa, Arthropoda, Insecta, Diptera, Drosophilidae. The record is from RefSeq and is a predicted model, not a curated record.